This is a messenger RNA of Trichoplusia ni (cabbage looper), 5684 nucleotides long. It is a transcript of the gene Ptip, whose product is annotated as PAX-interacting protein 1. The record is from RefSeq and is a predicted model, not a curated record. Lineage: Eukaryota; Metazoa; Arthropoda; Insecta; Lepidoptera; Noctuidae. Bases 137 to 5176 code for a protein of 1679 amino acids. The transcript is spliced from 16 exons. Gene Ontology annotation, cellular component: MLL3/4 complex.
AUGUUGUUUUUUUUUGUUUGUAACAUUAAUCAUGGACGUCGCUUCUUAGUUUUCGGCGUUUUGUUGAAAAAUAUCGCAAAAAUGUGUAAUUAAUUUGUAAAUCGAGUGUUUUUUUAACGUUGUCGUAUAACAGAAAAUGGUAACGAUUGUUGACGAUUUAGAUUCUUUAACUUUGCAAGAACCAAUUUUCAAGGAUGUCAAAUAUUAUGUUUCUGGCGAUGUCUCGGAAAGGAUUAUUCAGUUACUUCAGUCAGGUGGAGCGGAGAGCACAAAAUAUUUCUCUGACUAUGUCACGCAUCUAAUUUGUGGCCAAAAUGCUGCGGACACUGACAUCGACGAAGCCCAGGAUAUCUACCAGAUACCUGCAGUGACCGAGCAUUGGGUGCUUGCGUGUGCGCGUCUCAAAAAAUUGGCAGACCCUAAGCCUUACAUCCCUCUUAAAAAUAAGAUAUUUACUAACAUAGUUUGUUGCAUAUCUAGAGUGAGUGUUGCUGACGCUAAAGCCUUGUUCGCUGUUAUCACAUAUCAUGGUGGAAAAGUAAAGUUGAACUUGGACUCUCAGUGUACUCACCUGAUCUGUGGAACGGCUGCAGGGAGAAAAUACAACGCUGCACUCACACUUCCUUCCUCAAGAAUUAAGAUAGUGACUCCUGAUUGGGUGUUAGAGAGUAUUAGGGCUAGAAUUCAAGCGGUGACUGAUAUAUUUCACCCUAAGCUGCUAAUAGUGCCUCAACCUCCUCCGAAAGCAAUGGACCGUAUCAGUGCUAUCACAGGAUUCGACUUUGAAGAAGGUAUUGCUAAAAACGAAGUGCCCACACAAAAUAUGGCUGAGAACAAGGAUGACAGUACACAGGCUUUGUUAGAUAAACUCAAACAAAGAAUGCCGUGGAACCAUCCUCCAGCCAGUUCUAGUGCGUCUGCUCCUACAACACCAAUCAGUUCCAUGGGAUACACAUCAACAUCUAUGCCAACAAACAGUAUUAUGAGCAAGUCUAUACCUCAGGGAAUAGUGACUCAGAAUGUCCAGUUACAAGGCAACCAGGGUAACCAACAGCUGCUACAGAAGUUUGGGCAGCAAAAUGCUGUGGUAUCACAAGCCGGUAUGAGUUUGCAGUCUCAACAACUGAACAUGCAGCAGCAGCAACAACAACAGCAGCAGCAGCAACAGCAGCAGCAGCAACAACAACAACAGCAGCAGCAACAACAGCAACAACAACAGCAAUACCAAAGCCAACAGCAACCACAUGGACUGACUGCAAUACAAAUACAACAGCAAAAGAUGUUGCAGCAACAUCAACUUAAAAUGCAAAUGAUGCAGCAGAAUAAGCUUGGCAAUCAACAAAACCAAUCAGGGUUUCAGCCUAAUGUGUCAGUUUCUCAAAUGUCACAGAACUUGCAGGGUCAGUUACAGCAACAUAUACAGAAUAAUCAACAUCACUUACAGCAGAACAUCAACCAGCCUCCGACCACAAUGAGCUCAGCUCAGCAGCAUAUUGAGAAUAUAAGUCAGAUGCUGAGUCAAAGUGCUAACAACUUGCAACAACAGCAGAACAUGGCAAUGAAGCAAAGCUUGAGCUUAAGCCAGCAAAGUGCUUCUCAAGCUGUGCAGAACAUUGCCCAGCAGUUAGCACAAUCCACUCAGAAUCUACAAAAUGCUAAGCUUAGCCAAAAUCUAGGACAAUCACAAGUCAUGAGCCAACAAUUAAUUAACUCAGGACAGCAAAUGUCACAACAAAAUCAAAAUUUAAUUCAACAGCAAACUGUUCAGUCUAUAUCUAACCAACAGAAUAUUAAUAUGGGAGUUGUCAGUCAAGGUCUUGUGACAUCAUCUCAAGGGCAGUCUGGACAGGGAGUCCAACUCAAUCAGUUGGUUAAUUCCAACCAACAGACUGUCCUUGGUCAGCAAAUACAGUCAGUCCAACAGACUAUACAGAACCAGCAAAAUACUAAUGUUCCAGUGCAAGGGGCAUGGAGGCAGCAAAAUAUACAGAUGGUACAAAAUGUCCAAGGCCAACAUCAGAUUAUAAGGAAUCCCCUGGUCCAGACCCGAGCACCUCAAAACCAAGUUAUAUUGCAACAACAAAUAAUGCAGACCCAACAACAGGCUUUGAUAAACAAUCAACAACCACAGCUGAGCCCACAACACACUAUACAACAGCCUCAGCAAAUACUCCAACAGUCAAUUGGUGGGCAAGGCCAGCAAAUAAACCAGACACACCAUCAAAUAUUGUUCCAAAAGCAGCAACUGUUGAGCAGUUCAGGUCAGCAGCAGAUAGUGCAAGCUCCACAGCAGGUGUUGAUCAACCAGCAUACAGGACAACAACAGAUACUGGUGCAUGGAAACCAGCAGGUUACCCUGCAAGGAGGCCAGCAGAUAGUUUCUCAAAGCCAAAUAGUACAUCAAGGAGGGCAGUUGGUGAACCAAGGUGGACAACAGAUAAUAACCCAGGGCGGCCAGCAGGUUUUGACACAGGGUGGUCAGCAUGUAAUAACUCAGCAAGGGCAGCAACAUCAAGUUGUGAUUGCUCAGUCGUCCCAGCAGAUUGUGACUCAGUCUGGGCAACAGAUACUGGGGCAGGCUGUGGGUCAGACACAGCAGGUGUUGACCCAAAUGCCGCAGUCCCCACAGGCUGGGUCGCAGCUGUCUGCGGGCGGCAGCAUCCAGCAGAUUAUCACGCACGGCGGGGGGCAGCAGAUAGUGUCCCCUGGGGGUCAGCAGAUUGUGCAAGGUGGGCAGAAUGUGUCGUGGCAACAGCAGCAGUACUUGCAGCAGAGGCAGCAGAUUGCUCAGCCAGGAACUGUUGCACCUAGGGUGUCGUGGACGGCGGGCGGCGGCGGGCGGCAGCUGAUCCACCUGGACGCGCAGACGCACGCGCAGCUGCAGCAGAUGAAGCCGCAGGAGCGCGCCGUGUUCGUCGCGCAGCUGCAGAAGCGGCGUCAGCUCUCACUGCAGCGACAAGCUGCCAUCGCACAGCAACAGCAGCCGGGCGUGGUGACAGGGUCACCGGGUGCGCCGGCACCGGCUGGAGCUCAGAGCGUGACCUUCAUACGCAGCCAACUUGCCCCGGGCCUUGCUCAGCAACAACAAGUGCCCGUACAAUGGCUACAGCAGCAAGGAGCUAGAGCGACAAUACCAGCCGCUGCGCCUGCGCCGCCCCCGCAGUCGCCCGUGGGCGCAGCGGGCGUGUCGAGCCCCGCGGCGACCCCCGGGCCCGAGUCGCAGAUGCAGCAGCUGCACCUGCAGCGCCAGCAGCAGUACCAGCGGCUGCAGCAGCUGCAGGCGCAGCGGGACCACGUCGCGCACCACGCCGCCGUCAAACAAGUACACGCCACUCCUGCUUCCCCUAUAUCUUGCCAGAUUGUAUCCACAUUAGAAAAGGUGCCCCCCGUGGCGCAGCACGUGGUGGGCGCGGCGCUGUCCGAGCCCCCCGCGGACGCUCUGCUGGCCCCCACCACGCCCGACCAGCAGCAAGGCAACGCUCUUCUCGUGAACCCGAAGACAAAAACCGCACUCGCAAACAUGCUUAGCAUCAGGCUUCAGGGUGGCACAGCUAGUGACCAUGAGCCUUCCGCAGCCGGCACGCUGCGGCUCAUGACGGCGGCGCACGCGCGGCCCGGGCCCGCCGCGCCGCGGCUGCUGCUGCAGCAUGCGCACGCACACCCCCACCACAAGGUAUACGCUCCGCCCGCACGACCUCCACCUGCGCGUGCGCAGUUCUACGGUCACAAUCCCAACCUCAAACUACCACCGGACCUGUUCCUGUUGGGAUGCGUGUUUCAUAUUGUGGAGUAUCAGCAAUCGUGGGGUGCUGAGCGCGUGGCCCGCUGGGCGGAGGCGAUACAGCGGCGCGGCGGCGAGCUAGAACCCGUGUACUGCGCCAGGGUCACGCAUGUACUGUGUGAAACGCAGAAACACGGCGUUGUCAUGCAGGCUCUCCGCGACGCCAAGCGCUGCGUGACGGCGUACUGGUUGUCGGACGCGAUGCUGCGGAGGGGCGUGGUCCCGCCGUGGCACGCGCUGCACCUGCCCAGCAUGUACGCGGCGCGGGACCGGCCCGCCCGACACCACCGCGCCGCGCUCUCCGGCUGGCGCGCCGAGGAGAGGGACAGAGUCACCUUCUGUCUCGAGCACGUCGGCGCUAAGCUAACUCCAUACAUGACGCGGGACAACACGGUACUGAUCUGCAAGCGGGCGGAGGGCAACAAGUACCGGCGCGCGCGGGAGUGGGGCAUACCCGUGGUCACGGCCGCCUGGCUCACGGACCUGCUGCUGGGGAACAUGAGCGCGCUGUCACAGAUCGAGAACGCAAAAUACCAACAGUUCAACUUGACGAGUCCAUUCAGAAUGGAUUACAGUUUAGUGUCACAUUUAAUGAACGCGUGGAAAAUGCCAAUCAACAUAACUCAGGAGUCCCACGAGCGGGCCAAGCGCUCGGCGGCAGCGGCGUGCGUGGCUGCGGGCGGGCGGCGAGCCAAGCGCGCGCGGCUGGCGUCGCCGCCGCCCGCGCUGAGCCAGCCGCCGCCGCAGCCGCCGCCGCUGCAUCUGGCGCCGAGGGUCGCCUUCUCCGCGCUCUCGCCGCAUCUGCAGCAUAAACUACCCGCUAUCGUCAGGCAACUAGGCGGUCUCGUGGUGACAUCAGCGGCCGAGGCCACUCACCUCGUGAUGGACAAGCUGGUGCGCACGUGCAAGCUGGUGAGCUGCCUCGUCACCGUCAAGCAUCUGCUCACGCCCGACUGGGUGCUGGAGAGCCAGCGACUCAACAAGUUCGCGGACGAGGCCAAGCACGGCCUGCGGGACGAAGCCUUCAACAAAAUGUUCAAUUGCGAUAUCUCCGAACUCCUACUAUGCGGCGAACAGAGAAAGAAACUCUUCGACGGCGUCACCUUCUUCCUCACUCCCUGCGUGAAGCCCGCGAGAGGUGCCUUAACAGAAAUGAUCGAGCUUUGCGGAGGAAAGGUGGAGAAGAACAGACGCUCCUACGUCUCCAUACAAGAAAUGCACAACCAGAGACCGUACAGUUACCUCGUGCUGACCGUACCCAACGACCUGCAUCUAGUGUAUUACCUGCUGCAGUCGGAAAAGACGUUAAACGUGGUGUGCAGUACCGAGGUAGUGCUAUCCGCCAUUAUGAGGCAAAAACUACAAGUUGAAGAGUUUCUCGUCAAAAUAGACUAGAAUAUACUGUCUUAACUGUGGAACUAAGAGGAACAGGUGUUACAUAUAUCGAAUUUGUCUAUUUACAGUUUUACGUGUAUGAGCAAAAGAAUUGACAAUAUUGAAAGUGUUUAUAUAACUCGUGUCUUCGAUGUUAAUAGCAGAUUACUUAAAAUAUUCGAUUCCAAUGUUUAUAGAUUUAUAAAUGUGAUAUGCAUUUGUUGUUGACUUUGGUCAACGUAAAAGAAUAGUAUUACGACCGUUGCAAUUAACUUCUGCGAUUAUUUUUGUUUUGGAAUCUCCAUUUUAUUUUUUUACAUUAUCUCUUGUUAAAAGUUCGCAAGUUAAGUUCAAUUUCUAUGCUUUGUUAAAUUUUGAAAGAAUAAUGCAUGUUGCGUUUAACUAAUAAGGAGAAGUUUUUGAAGUAUAUUUUUCAUUUGUGUAAAUAGACAUUUACUACGGUCUGGACCAUGAUGUAUAAAAUGAGAAAAAGAGACAUUAAGAAGUAUAUUAUAGUAUGUUUAUAAUA